Messenger RNA from Meloidogyne enterolobii, 261 nucleotides. The record is from the annotation of a GenBank genome assembly. Lineage: Eukaryota; Metazoa; Nematoda; Chromadorea; Rhabditida; Meloidogynidae.
AUGAGCUUUGUCAAUUGCAAUCCAACUCCAACAAAAUUAACACUGGUAAAUGUAUUUUAUGACAGCCAAAAAGGCCCAGGAAUUUAUGAACCUGAAGCAAUUCGGGUCCUUUGUGGUAAAAGUGGAGGAAUGAAGAAUUUUUGUGUUUGUGAUGAAGAUGCUAAUUGCUAUGUACCUGUUAAGAAUAAUCUUCCUGUAUAUGCUGAAAUAGCGCCUUAUUGUGAUCAAUAUGCGGGUAAAAUAAAUAGGCUAAUCACUUAA